CCCGUCAGCGUAGUCUGGCCUUGCCGGCUCUCCCCAACCGGGCUUGCUCACGGGGCUGUGCCCUGCUUGGGGACCUGGUGGCACCGACCUUCCUCUUCGCCAUCACUGAUAGCAUCAUCAUCAUCAUCAUCACCGUCACCGCUAGCGUCCCUGUCCCAUUGAUAUCGCCGACCCCGUUCCUGGCACCGGCACUGUCCCCACUGCUGCCACCAGCCCUGUCCUCAUCCCCAUCACCUCCACCACCAUCCCCACCAUCAUCCCAGUCCCUUCUCCCAUCGUCAUCCCCAUCCCUGUCCCCAUGCCCAACCUCAACCCCAUCAUCAUCUUUGUCCCCAUCCCUGUCCUUGUCACCAUCUCCACCAUCACCCUUAUCCCUGUCCCCAUCACCCUCGGCCCUGUCGCUGUCCCUGUCCCCACCCCCAACUUCAACCCCAUCGUCUCUGUCCCCAUCCCUGUCCCCACCCGUGUCCCCAUCCCUAUCCCCAUCCCCAACCUCAACCCCAUCAUCAUCUUUGUCCCCAUCCCUGUCCCCAUCCCUGUCACCAUCCCCAUCAUCACCCUCACUCCUGUCCCCAUCACCAUCGGCCCUGUCCCCAUCCUUGUCCCCAUCCCCAACUUCAACCCCAUCAUCUCUGGCC
Cariama cristata (Red-legged seriema) is the source of this 638-nucleotide messenger RNA. Its product is annotated as proline-rich receptor-like protein kinase PERK2. The transcript has 2 exons. The annotation marks the transcript as partial. The record is from RefSeq and is a predicted model, not a curated record. NCBI's taxonomy places the organism in Eukaryota, Metazoa, Chordata, Aves, Cariamiformes, Cariamidae.